GACCGCGACUUGCAGGUUUAAUUAGGCCUAGCUUGUUACCAUCAUGGUGUCAUAUCUGAGAUUGUUCCUGUGAAUGUGAUUAAUGAGAAAGUGUGCUGACCUAUAGGGUAUUGACUAUCUAUUGCUCUGUCACGUGCUAGAUACACAGUGAGGGAGUGGGUGUGUUGAUGACGUUUGUAGGACACACAGAUUCUGGGUUGUUGUGAACACGUCUGAGCAGAUCGUGCUCAAUCUCCUGCUGCGUUGUUCAUGUGUGGAAGGCAAACUCCGGAGAAAGUCCAUCCAGACCCAAUUGUGCGGACAUUCUCAAGAGUUCAUGUUUGAAAAUGCUUAUGAAUACUCAAUAAAGGGGGAUGUUUAACCUGAGGAUCACCAGCUUCGAUCUAUCCAGCUUCCUGCUCUUGCUUCUCCAUCUGGCUAGAGAUGUGUUAUUAUGUCAAACAUACAAGCUUGACAUGUGACAGGCUUGAUUGUUUGUUCGGCCGCCUCUCUGUUAGCAGGGAACAAUUUGAGGGCCCUUGCAAACUGGUUUGAGUGACAUCCUGCCACCGUGUUGUUUGUUUACAGUAUCUGUCUCUCCCUUCCUGAGCUGCCUGCAUGUUUGUAUUUUGGUUUGUGGGUGACUCACUUGUAGCCACCACAACAGAGCCAUUGUCGGGGGCAGUUCAGCGCCUGGAAAUUCUGACGCAGAGAAAACAGAAGGAACGGUUUGCUGAGAAAGCGAUAGCCGAGGGAGAGUGGCCCUUAUUCUCAUCUUUCAGAUGCAGCUUUGGUUUGGAAGUCCCCGAGUCCUGUGAAGAGACAUCUCCGUCACUGAUCCCGAGAAUUGUCUUUGAUUGACAGCGAGCUGUGAUUAGCAGUGGAAAGUUUCACUGCCCCUGCUCUUGAGGCAGUGAAAGCAGCCAGUCUCAGGCUGCUGUGUCCGUGACUCACAGCGUCAUGCAGGGCCUGCUGCUCGAGGACAAUAAGGAACGCUUAAUCCACCUGUUAUCAGGGUGAGCUUCCUCCUGUCACACACUCACACAGGCGCAGGACUGUGGCUCAGGAAUGCAGCAUACCCUCCCAGUCACAGAAGGACAAGCUUAACUGAUGGACCCUCACAAAAACUCUGUUGAUGUAGCUGUAAGGUUGGAGUCUCCUAUUAUCCGCACAUUGAUCACAUGAACCAGGGAUGUCUCGUCCCGCUCCGUCCCCCAUCUACACCCUGAGGGGGGCUGGUGGGCCACUCAACACCCUGCACUUUAGCUGCCUUGGAGGGGACACUCCCCUUCUAUUUUCUGGGUCAGGGACUGGUGCCAUCCAUAUCUGGAACCUGAACAACAGGAGGGCUGAGAAGAUUGUAGAAGGUCAUUCUGGUAGCUCGGUCAUUUGGGUGAACUCUCUGCAGUCGAAAGAUGCCCUCAUCAGUCAGGGACGGGACAUGCAGGUGUGUUUGUGGGACCUGAGAGAAGGUCGCAGUGAGCUGGUGGACUCGGUGUGGACCGACAGCGUUGGAUUCUGUCAGUGCUCCCUCUUGGAGUCGAGCCCUGGAAACUACUUGCUGGCGUUUGCUGGAUCACAGACAGAAGAGAUAAAGAUUAUUGAGCUGCCCAGUAAGACUCCAGUCUGCACCCUGGUCCCAGACGCUAAGCUGGGGAUGGUCAUGUGUAUCAAACUGUGGCAGCCAGACUCGGGUCCCGGACCUCUCCUGUUGGCUGGAUACGAGGACGGCUCCUUAUUGCUGUGGGACGUAACCCAGAGGUCUAAGCUGAGCCAAGUCAAAGCCCACCCUGAACCCGUCAUGUGCCUGACCUUUGACACCAAGCGUCUGAGAGGCAUAUCAGGCUCCUCUGAGAAGAAGCUCACUUCCUGGAUGCUGGACACACAGACCAACCUGCAGCUCCAGGACUGUGUGACGCUGGUCAACCCUGGGGUUUCCGACCUGUGCAUCAGGGACGACGGCAAGCUUCUGGCGUCAGCGGGCUGGGACCACAGAGUGCGGGUCUUUGGCUGGAAGAAGCUGCGGCCGCUGGCAGUCCUUCAAUACCACACCGACGUGGUGUUGAGCGUGGCCUUCUCAAACCACCAGGACCCCAGACAGAGACUGCUGGCUGCUGGAUCCAAGGACCAGAGGAUCAGCCUGUGGUCAAUAUACAACGAAGGAGCUGACAACAGCUGAACCUCUGACUCCUGGGAGGACACACAGACUUUCUCUCAAACCUUCUUAUCUGGCAUCUGCCCUGAUGCAAUGUGAUGCAACGGCUGCUCCAUAUUUCCGUCAUUCUUGCAGUCAAAACUCUUUCUGCUUCGUGGUAAAAACCUGUUUCCCAACUUGCACCACAAAGAGGACUUUUCAGUUAUUCACCCUCAUUGAUAUAAAAGGAGUGGAGUUCAAUGCAACAGCACCAGGUUUCUUCAAUACUGCUUUAUUAAAUUCAAUCUGAACAUUAAACCCUUCUUGAAGUUAGGAUUUAAAGCAGAUCUAUAUUAUACUGCGUUCGAUUUUUUUCAAGGGCAUCUAAUCCACUGAGUAUUAACCUCUGGGAGCAGCGGACAACAUGUUGAGGUCGCCGGUGUAAGGAGAGGAUAUCCGGUCUGAUGAGUCCAAAGGAGUUGAAUGUUUCUCCACACCAAACCAGAACAAAUAACUUUUUGUAGAUGUUUUAAAUCCAGAAAACCUUUUGGCAAAUCUCAAUAAAAACUACCUGCAUUCAUGAAUGCAGAUAAAUUUAAAAGCUGAUGCAUUUCAGUCGAUGUGCUUUGCCUCUUUUACAACCAAAGCCUGCUCAAAUGUAAUUGGUCAAACUAGCUGAGAAACCAGAAGGCUUCUGGACCAUAAACCACCUACAGUUUGUUCAUAUAAGCAGAAUCUGUUUAUAGAGAUCAUAUAAACAGGUAACUGUCUUUGAAAGAUAAAGUAAACAUGAAGUUGUAAAAAAUGAAGACGGCAUUCUAUAUCAAGGCUGUAUCGUGUCAUAAUCCAGUAUUUUAAAUUUAAAUUUAGCCUUUUAGAGCAGCUCAUCCAUUCUUUUGCUGUUAAUCCUGUUGAAACGGCUGCGGUCUUUUCAAAUAGUUAAUUAGGCUCCCGCAAAGUUGUUCAGCCCACUGUUUUCUCAAGGCUGAUGCGAUGCCCUGUGCAGCUAAAGUGAUUGUGUUGACUUAUCUGAUGGGAGAUAUGCUCCAGUGGACCUGGAUUCGAGGUGUACAACGCACCUGAGCAGCUAUGUAAUCCCGUGUUGUUAUUCUAGCAGGUCUUAGUUUAACACACAGGCGCUGCAGCCUGACCUGAGCUGUAUUUGUUUAACCAGGUUAAUCACAGCAGGGGUAGAGAAUAGAGGGAUGUUGUUUUAGUAAAGGUGCUCAUCUGCAGUUGGUGUUAUCUGUUUAGGAGCUGAUUUGUUUUUUUUAUUUACUUUAUAAAUCUUUUAAAAAAAUAGAAGAACAGAGAAGAAUGUACUCCUAACUUUACACAAGUAACAUGUAGAAGAAUCUGUUUUUUAACAUUUUAUUGUAGACUGGUCAGACUAUCAAUAUGCUGGAUAAUGAUGCAUUUAAUAUACAUGUUAUGCCAAAAACAGAUGUCUUUUUAAGAAACGGACGUUUGUCAAGAAAGAGGCCAGGGGUCCUAUUGUGAAAGUCCCAGAGAAAUAUAGAGGUUAUGAUUUUCUGUCCACUGUCUCUGACGAGCAACAUGGGAGCUCAUGUGUUACAACACGGUGCCAGGAGGCCGAGGGGGCCGGGGCUUCAAACGCCCAACGUUCUGCUUCAUAAAGGCUUUUUUCUCCUGGGAUAACCCCAAAAUUGAUAAGCUCAUCAUGCUGUACAGGAUAGGCCUGAGAAAUCAAAGAGCCGGGCCCGACAUAAUGGCCACGAAUCAUUAGCGAACAGAGGAAAGACAAGGUCAUCUGCUCGACAAGCCGCCUCGCUGUUUCGCAACUGUCAUGGAAAACGGUGUGUAACUGCAGCUCUGGGUUGUCUAGCUUGUGUUCAGUGUAAAGUUCUAAAAAGCAUUUAUGUUUUGUAUUUUGUUGAAAACUUUUUAUCAUUUAAAAAAAUACUUGAACUGAAAACUCUUUUUUUUCCUUAACUGCCUGGUUAUAAUGACAUGUUUUCCUUGUAUCCUGGUCUAUACCUUUUGUGUCUGACCCCUACGGUGACAUCUCGCCUUCAUAAUAGCUUCCUAACUCUCCUGUUGGCUUUGAACAAACACUAGAGGUGGCGUGUGGGCCAGCUUCCGUCCAUUCUCUGAUAAAUCAAAUGCUACGUCCAUUGGUGCAGAUGUCUGCUGAAUGGAGCCGACAGCCACCCACCGGCCUUAGAAGUGGCUGGUGGACGUCGUAAAUCACUUCAUAAUGGAUCAUUAAGGAAGUCAAUAAAUGGACAGGGAAGCUGUCAGCACAACGGGCCCUGUGCUUCACUUAUCAACAAA
Molecule: messenger RNA, 4408 nt
Organism: Pleuronectes platessa (European plaice)
Lineage: Eukaryota; Metazoa; Chordata; Actinopteri; Pleuronectiformes; Pleuronectidae
Gene: gnb1l
Product: guanine nucleotide binding protein (G protein), beta polypeptide 1-like
Exons: 7
Coding region: 1172-2158 (328 amino acids)
Molecular function (GO): protein binding
Source: RefSeq, a predicted model, not a curated record